Molecule: messenger RNA, 3715 nt
Organism: Drosophila teissieri
Lineage: Eukaryota; Metazoa; Arthropoda; Insecta; Diptera; Drosophilidae
Gene: Lerp
Product: cation-independent mannose-6-phosphate receptor
Exons: 18
Coding region: 254-3019 (921 amino acids)
Biological process (GO): lysosomal transport
Cellular component (GO): late endosome; plasma membrane; trans-Golgi network
Molecular function (GO): signaling receptor activity; insulin-like growth factor binding; D-mannose binding
Source: RefSeq, a predicted model, not a curated record
GCAACUGCGCCGUCGCCUAUUGUUGUUUUGUUGUGCUGCGCAAAGAAGAAAAAUACAUACGAACGAACUGCCGUGGAAAAAUCGAAGCAGAGAGCCAAUCGGAAAAGCAAUAACAACUUGGCUCUCUCUCAACAUAAACAGUUAGCUGGUGAUAAGGGAAAUCGAAUUACUUUUUGUUGCAAAAAGAAAACAACAAGAACGCUAAUCUUAAAGGUGGAAUCACCAAUAAAACACGCCUGCAGGUGACCAAAAAAUGCGUUGCAGUUUGCACAAGGACUGCGCAGCUCCCACGCAGGAAAAUUUUCGUCAGCAGAUGCGUUUCCAAAUUGUGAUUUCCCUGCUUUUGUUGCUUUUCUUCUGCGGCGAGAGUGUCGCCGCUGACGCAGCCGAUCAGCUGAAAUUCUCCACCACGGAAUGUAAAAUCAAGGAGCCCAUUUACGGCAACACCUUCGACUUCAGUGGCCUCCACUCGGACUUGGGCCAUGUGGUGAAGAGCGAGAGCAAUGGAGCCGACCAAUUCGAGUUCAAUAUAUGCGGAAAUCUUUCAAAAACCUGCAAUGGCGAAAGUAAUGUGGCAGCAUGCCUCAAAAAGCAGGGAAAGGAGCAUGUUUUGGGUGGCCAGCAUGAGUUGUUCUACAACCAUGGAAAUAUGUAUCUGAAGUAUAAGAGCGGCGCAAAGUGCGACAAUGGCACUGCCGACAUUCCCAACUACCAGCUGCAUGUACGGCUCACUUGCGACUAUACUUUGGAUGCGCAGCCUAUCCACAUAACGGCUUAUGCAGACGAUGCCUGUUCUUUUUACAUCUCCUACAGGACGCCACUGGCCUGCCUUUCCAUUCCCGAUGGCCUGCAAUCCAAUAGUUGCAGAGUGGGGGACACCAAGUCGAAUGGAACCUUCGACCUGAUGCCGCUGAGUGAUAGUAACUACCGCACUACCGAUCGUCAGGGUGCCUUCUUUCUGAUCAAUAUCUGUAAACCGGUGCUAUACGGAGAGAACAGCAUGUGUCCUGCCGGCAGCAGCGUUUGUCUAUAUAAUAAGAAAGCCACCAAUCCAAAAGAACGAUUUAUCAAUUUUGGCAAUGUACAAACGCAUCCGGUGGUGGAGAAUGGGCAGCUUUUGCUCAGGCAUGAGUCCCCAACGCCCUGUGCGAAGAACACCAGUGUAAACUACACCAGCGUGAUUUACUUCAGCUGUGACAAGUUCAUCAGGAAUGCCCAUCCGGAGUUCGCGGGUCUAGGAGCUGAUUCCUGCACCUACCAGUUCAACUUUGUAACGCCUUUGGCCUGUAAUGAUCUCAAACCGUGCACGGCCUUCACCUCCACAAAUGAGCUGUUGGAUCUGAGUUCGCUUAGCUCUAAGCCCGCUCGCACUUUGCUCAAGGAUGGCAAGAACUAUACAAUUGCAGUGUGCGCACAUGCUGGGGCGCCCUGCCAGGAAAAUGGCGGCGCUUGUUACGAGCAGAAUUCCACGACCACCAGCCUGGGCAACUCCAACUCGCAGCUGCGUUUCAAUCAGACCGGUUCGCUGUAUUUGCUGUAUGAGGAUGGGGCCGAGUGCUCCGCAGCAUCGGGCAUGCGGCGCUGGUCGACGAAAAUCGAGUUUGUCUGUGCGAACAAUGCCACCAAGGACAAUGGAGUCAGCACUGCUGGCGGUAGCGAUUCUUUGAAAAUAAUUGAGGACUCCAAUUGUCAGCUGUUGAUCCAAUAUCAGACGCCGCUUGCCUGCCGGGAGCCGAUUAGAUGCAAGGCAACCACCUACGUGGACCACACAACCGAUGGACUGGGCAGCAGCGGCGACGAACUGAUCGACCUAACGCCAUUGAUUAGCGCCAGCGACAACUACGAGGCACGAGUGGAGCUGCCGGCCAGCAUGGAGCACCUGGUGCCCAAGACGACCAAGUUCUUUUUGAAUGUGUGCCGUCCAUUAGUGCCCAAAUACCAAUUAGGCUGUGCCGGCGGAUCUGCUGCCUGCAUGGCCAAAGUGACGGCCGCCGGCGCCCCCGAGGAGGAGCGUAGCAUGGGUUUUCCGCUGGUGUCACUGACGCAACGGAAUCGCACCUUCGCCGAGCUGGUUUACUUAAGGGGAGACCCCUGUCCCAGCGACAACACCACGGAGCUCUCCACGCACAUCCUUUUCAACUGUGAUAUGCGUACCGGUCGGGGACAGCCCGUGCUGCGUUCGAUUGAGGACUGCGCCUACCGCUUCGAGUGGGCCACCAAUGUCUUCUGUCCGCCGCACGAGUGCACCUUCAGUGAGGACACCUGCGAUCUGGUGCACGACGAGCUGGGUCGGCGUUUCAACUUCAAGAGUGCGCCGUUCACCAAGGAUGGCAAGAUUGAGAUUGACUACAACGCCACGAAGAUGUCGGUAAACAUUUGCGGAGCGCAUCGCAAGGCGAUGACGGACUAUUCGCAGGCGCUGGUCAACAUAUUCUUCACACACGUGUCGCCUAAUUGCGGUCGGGAAGGCACGAUGAACGUCCAGAUUCGGCUGAUAUGCAGCAACCAGACGGAGAGCAGCAGCACCAUCUCGAGCGACCAGCAAUGCAAUUUGCUUUAUGUGCAGCGAACGCCGAGCAUCUGUGAGUUCCUUUCCCUUGGCGCGACCCAGCAGGAUUCCGUAUCCAAUGGCUCCACGAGCAGCAGCACCAGCAGCACCACCUCCACCACCACCAGCACCACCAGCAGCCCCACUACCCGGGCAUCGCCAGCGGGUAAGCCAACCAAGGCGGCCACGUCGACAACGACAACAACAGCUGGUCCCGAUCCGGCGGCUACUCCCAUUGGGCCAACGGCGUCCGUGGGCACCAUCCUGGGGGCCAUUCUCUCGGUGACCUUCUGCGUGACGUGCCUGGGCCUGUUGGCCUUUUCGCCGGCGCGGAGGCAGCGCGUCCGCCGCCUCUUCCGGCGCAGCAACUCCGCGGUGCGAUACUCCCGGGUGCAAUCCAAUGAGGAGGCCAAUCUGCUGUUGGAGCCCAAUGGAGAGUUCACCGAAAGCGAUGACGACAUGCUGCUUUAGGUGGGCCCAAUCUAAGCCAAGUCGUCGUCGAACGCCUUAUUCGCCAUUAGGAGGAUGGGGCUGGGGCACAUGGUGUGGACACACAGAGGAGCGGGGGUAGUUAGUUAAAGUCGCGAGAGAUCCCAAAGUGAGUAACAUAGGACACCAAAGAAGACAUUACUGAAAACUGGAACUGAUUGAACUGUGAGCUAAACAAAACAAUUGAAAACUAAAGAGAACUGUAGUAGGCAAGUAGGGAUAAGAUAAGGAGGUGAACUGCUGAUAUAAAACUGUACAAUACGCGUAGGCAACAACGACGACUUACGAAAACCAAUUACCGGAACCAUAUAUAUAUACACAUUAUAUAUUUUAUAUACCCUUCGUAUGUAAAGGAAAAUCCCCAACCUAACCCGUACCUAUAGCUAUAGUUAAAUGCGGCCUGCAUUCGCCAGAGAAUUGCAAAGGACAAUUGCUUGAAUCGUAUUUUCGCUGAGGGCUAAAUGUAUAAUCCGUGUAGCGCAGCAGCUUUUUCCUUCCAUUAAAUAUGUGAUUUCAUUUUUAGCAUUUUCAAGUGCAGCUUGUAAGUGGUAUUCCUUUGAAACGAUUUGUAUUUUACUCUAAGGCAAUCUGUACUUACAUUUUUGUUUGCGUCUUGUGUUGUUUUUUAGUUCAAUAAGGCGAGCCACAAUUUAAACGGCUGAGUGUACACUUUUAAAU